AAAGACUGGUCAGUGUUUAGGUUCUCUCCGCUGCUGGCCUUCCCUUCCUUAGUUCUUCCAAGAAAAAAAAAAACAAAAAAACUCUUCAUCCAUUCACACCCUCCUCAUUAGUGAGGACAGGAAUGGCCAGCCUGCUAAUUUAACCCACCCUGACUUAAUUAAUGUUCCAGUAUAAAAGAGGAGAAAAUUGAAUUACUUCUUAUGACCUGAAAAGGGGAAUGAAUGAAGGACUAAUUAAUAUUUCUACCGCAUGCUUUUUUUAACUUCUUAGCUUUUUUAUGAUCCGCUCACAGUUGUGUGUAAACCAUAUCCAGUCUGAUUAGCCUUCGUUCAGCCGUCCAAUUAGGCCGUGCUGAUUGUAUUUCAUAAUGUAUUCCUCAGAACUGGCCCAUUAUAGAUUCAGGAAUGUCACCUGGAGAAUGAAGGCGGCGCUCGUGUACGUGCGUGGGAGUCUUCAUCGCACACAAACAGGUGACGUAUGUUUUCAAGGAUCUUUAAUAGCAGGUGACGGCGUCAAGGUGAUGUCCACCAAGACGGCCCCAUGUUGAGCACCGUGUUCCUGUCAGUGCUCCUGAUGCUGGGAGGUCCUGGAGGAGCGGCGGCAGCGGCUGACUUCCAGGUCUAUGGGAAAUCAGCCUACAGUGACAAAAGUUUGCCGAGCAGCGAGGAGGGGAGACACACGGUGAGGAGGCAGCCGCUCCAGCAGGCUAAAGCUGUAACCCGCAGGAGUUUGGACUUGGAGAGGCUCAACAUGCGUGUGACCCCGACCGCCAGCAAAAGCAGCCUUCCCACCAUCAUCAAGCUGUACCCUCCUACAGUCAACCCCCACAUACACGCCAACAUGCCCAUGCGGUUUGGAAGAGAGGUCGAGCCGGAAGACGACCAGUCUCACAACACUCCCAACAUGCCCCAGAGGUUUGGACGGGCCUGGACAUUCAACCGAGUGUGUGUGAAGUGUCGAGGAGACGCCGACCAAGUUCUGCCUGGAACCAGUCUGUACUGGAGUCUCAUCAACUCUCUGGCUGUUGAACAGUUCUUCAACACUGACUUGCACUGGGCUGAAGAUUUUGACUUGACGGCCAAUGCAGAAGAGUUGGAAAUGGAGCGAACGUCCUUUAAGGGAUAAAGACACAGUGUCUGCAAUAGCCUAUAAAUAUAACAUCUUUUAGCCCUUCAAAACACAUUUGAUGUCAAAUACAAUAAACAUAGAUAACUUACAGUAUAUGUUAUUAUUAUUAAGGCAUGGGAAAUAAUAAAAGUUUCAAACAAGUUGCAUUUCGCUCUAUCUAUCUAUCUAUCUAUCUAUCUAUCUAUCUAUCUAUCUAUCUAUCUAUCUAUCUAUCUAUCUAUCUAUCUAUCUAUCUAU
Cynoglossus semilaevis (tongue sole) is the source of this 1366-nucleotide messenger RNA. It is a transcript of the gene npvf, whose product is annotated as neuropeptide VF precursor. NCBI's taxonomy places the organism in Eukaryota, Metazoa, Chordata, Actinopteri, Pleuronectiformes, Cynoglossidae. Gene Ontology annotation, biological process: negative regulation of gonadotropin secretion; neuropeptide signaling pathway. Gene Ontology annotation, molecular function: signaling receptor binding. The transcript is spliced from 3 exons. The record is from RefSeq and is a predicted model, not a curated record. The coding region runs from base 542 to 1126 and encodes 194 amino acids.